Messenger RNA from Oppiella nova, 915 nucleotides. NCBI's taxonomy places the organism in Eukaryota, Metazoa, Arthropoda, Arachnida, Sarcoptiformes, Oppiidae. The record is from the annotation of a GenBank genome assembly.
AUGGACGCUUAUUUGGAUGGGGUGAUAAUGAACGAGGGCAAAUUGGUGGUGGAAAUAUUGCCAUUACCAGUGAUGGACAGGUGUUUAUAUGGGGAGAGGUUGGGUCAACCACUUGGAAACGCCCACAACUAUUGGACAAUAGUAGUUGUGGGAAAAUCUGAAAAUGUAACGUUAGAUGAGCCAUUUGAUGAAAUUGAUAAACUUGGUGAGGGUGGCUUUGGACAGGUGUUCAAAGUUAAAAACAAAUUUGACAAACGUUCAUAUGCAAUUAAGAAAUGUCCACUAAAUAAAUUGACAGGAAAAGAGAAACAAAAUGUUUUGAACGAAAUGCAAAGUCUUGUGAAACUUCGGUCAGAGUUUGUCAUUAAAUACUACUAUUCAUGGAUUGAUAAGAAAGACAAUUGUCUUAACAUUCAAAUGGAGUUAUGUUUCGCUAAUUUGACAAAUAUUUUGGAAACUAAGAAAUCAUUGUUUAAUGAAAUGACUAUAACUGAGAUUUGUAUAUCGUAUCAUAUAUUUUAUGAACUCACAGAAUGUGUGCAAUAUUUGCACGAAAAGCAUAUCAUUCACAGAGACCUCAAACCGGAUAAUGUGUUGAUUUCAAUGGACGGACGCAUAAAGUUAUGUGACUUUGGUUUGGCUAAAGAACUUGCAAAUACUGAUUGGUAUCGGAUGUCUAAAACUAAACAUACGGCAGAUGUCGGGGAUCUGUCAUAUCAGGCACCGGAAGUAAAUUCAGAUCCAAUUGAUUACGACCAUAGGAUAGAUAUCUACAGUCUAUCCCUAAUUGUGGCUCAAAUUUUUGGGUUCGAUACAAAUGAUAUAAAGAACGGAUUGUAUUUGGGGCCGUCCUAUUGUGGUACACCCCAUACAUCCCCAAAUAACCACCUGUCCAUCACUGGUAAUGGCAACUGA